AUGCGUGACUUGAGGUUUGCCAUCAGCGGUGCUCAUACCACACACAGCCCCAGCAGUGAAGAGAGUGGCGAGACUGUUCUUGUGUCUCCGGCGGGUGAAGAGAAUAACGAUAGCACUGCCCUUGCAGCUCGCAGUUUUGCUUUCCAAUUCCAGCAGCGAGCCGAGCAGAUCAAGAAGCUCAUCGAGGAUAUCAAUGCUUACGAAACUGAGCUUGAAGACGUUUCCAAGGCCGAGACUGCUGAGCACCGAAAGAAGGCCCAGAUCUUGGAAACCAAGCGCAUCAAACUCUCCAAGCUGAAGACUCUUGAAGUUACUGAGGCUCUCAAGUCUGCUGAAUCCAAGGGUUUGGCUGAAGAACUUGCCAACCGCGGGCGAAGUCAGGUCGUUACUUACACUUCCCGAUUCGUCAGUAAGCUCAGUGAAGUGACAGAUGAGAUGAACAUUUCUGGCUCCCUGUCCAUCAAGUACGGCGCCAUUGGCGGCUCCGGUAAGGGAUCAUUCAUCGACUCGGACAAGUUCAAGGAGAGCGACUUGAACUUCUUUAUCAGCGUCAAAGUCAUCAACCAGUCAAUCAAUAUCAAGGAUGCUCUAAUCUUCCAAGCACUGCCCUCUGUUGAUGAUACGAACUUUGUCGACGUCUUUGGAGACUGCUUCAUCUCUGGAUUCCUCGAAGGUGGCGAGUUUAAUGCUUUGGUCAGCAUGAAGGUACUCAACAAGGACAAGAAAACCGAAAUUGAGGCUGAAGCUAAGGUUGCCAUGACCAUUGGGCCGGUUGAGCUUGAGGCCGAAGCCAAGGUAAAGGUGGCCAAGAACAACAUCCAAGCGAACACUGAGACCACAAUCCAAGUUGGUUGUGGACGAGCCUUGGAGUAUCGAUACAUUGAUGCAGACUGCGGCGAGAUUCCCAGAUCUCGUGGCGAAAACCCCGCAGCGAACUUAGUGAGAUUCACCUUGACGUCCAACUACUCAUUCAAUUCUGACUUUUCAAGCGCGAUCCUUACCAAGUACGAAGCUCUACGAAGCUUCAUGGCACUCAAGCCAGAGAAGCUUUUGCCUAUCAUGUACGAGAAUGCUGCAAUCUAUACCAACGCCCUUCUGGAUGCAUACAUGGACUACAAGAACAUCUACCGAAACAUUUCCUCCGAUCUUUUCGACAUUGACGCCGGGACAAAGAAAUUCGACAAGCCAAUGGACUCAGGCACUCUUGCUGACAAUACCACCCUUACAAAGGUUGAUGACGAGUCAAAGUUCUCAGCCAGUUACAAAGGCAUGGAACUCGGCAGAAGAGCAUGCCGCUUCCAGAUGAUGAAGAUUGUCACUGAAGUGGAUCUUGUCACGUCAAAACCCAAGCUGGCAACCGACGAAACCCGUGGUGAACAGUUCCAGAGCCCAGUCUCAUUCAGAGAAAGACUUCCAAAGGUUGUUCUUGAACGAACCCCUCGUAAGCUUCAAUUGUUUGGCGACGAAGAACAAACAUACCACCCUCUGCUCGAAGGUGCAUCUGGUAGCAAGGAGGAGGCAGACAAAGUUGCCUCUCUCGUCGCGGACAAGAACGACAUCAGCGAGCACUUACGUCUAGCCCCUCCUAUCGGCUCAGAUGAAGGAACUCUGUUCUGUAAUCUUGACUUUGUCAAACCUACCUUUGCUUUACUGCAGAUUAUUGUCGAGAUCUCAGACCGUGGCGUGAUGAGUGGUAUGAGAACUCGAUACUCCAACGGUCUCGUGACCAAUCUUGGAGCUGUCGGGAGCGGAAAGCAAGUCACUUUGAACUUGCAUCCUGAGGACGGAGAGAAGGUCGUUGCUUGCUCAAUCGAAGUCGGCCGUCCCACUGAUGAGGCUAAUGCCAAGGAAAGAGUCACUGCUGUUCGUCUGUACACCAACCGUGGGCCUGAUCUCAUGGGUCAAGCCGACAACUGGCAGGCUUCUGUGGAAGGCAAAGGCCAACGUGGCAAUACCUCCUUUGAAGGGUUGACCUUGAAGCACUAUGACCCUUUGCUGGCGGGUGGCCAUGUCAAAGGUUUCUGGGGACGAAGUAUCAACACUUCAACCUCGGGUAAGCGAACUGGCCUGUACAGAUUGGGUCCGAUUUGGGGAGAUACUCAGGAUAAUUCCGUUGGCGCUGCGGGACUUGAGAGCGGAGAUGACAACGAGCAGGACAGACCAAAGACCGGAGGUGUAAGAGCACUCGAUAUUGGCUGGAAGACCGAGACCAACAUGACUCGCUCCACGACAGUGCGUUUUGAGAAGAGUUUGGCCUCGACACCAAAAGUUAUCUAUGGUCUUCGCCAAUUCGACAUCAUCUCUCCUCAUGGUCCCAACAUUGCUGUUGAAACUCUCAACCUUGGCAAAGAAGGGUUCGACCUCAAGCUACAAAGCUGGAACAGUCUCGUGUUCAACACAGAAGCCAACUGGCUGACGCUUCCCAACAACAGCAACAUCAACUUCCAGUACGGUGAACUGGACAGUUCAGAGCUACCCGGCCGGGCGCCUACCCAGAACGCCAGCUUCCGCGUCUACUUCGCCAAGCCGUACAAGACCGAGCCCAAGGUGCAGUGCUGGUUCACGUCCAUCGUGCAGCCCAAGGGAUGGCGGUCUCUCCGAUGCACCGUCUCCAAUGUCACACGGACUGCUUGCACCGUGAACAUGGAGACAUGGGCAGGACGGCAGUUCGACCGCGCAAAGGUCAUGUGGCUGGCGUGGGACUCUGAGUACGAUGGUAAGAAUGUUCGCUCUGGCACAAACUUUUUCAAGAAGGACACCCCAAUCCAGGAUUACCCCUGGUACAACGGCUCUUUUGCCAAGCAGCCUGUUGCAUUCGGGGCUAUUUGUCACAUUGACUUCCCUGAGCAGGGGACUAAUUUGCGAUGUUACACAAACGUUAUUGAGGCUACUAAGGAUAGACUCAAGUGGCAGGCUGGUACCUGGGCCGAUACCACGAUGGACACGACUGGUAUGGUAUGGAUCGGAAUGGACUAG
Messenger RNA from Fusarium graminearum PH-1, 2976 nucleotides. RefSeq lists its product as uncharacterized. NCBI's taxonomy places the organism in Eukaryota, Fungi, Ascomycota, Sordariomycetes, Hypocreales, Nectriaceae. Gene Ontology annotation, biological process: cell adhesion. The coding region runs from base 1 to 2976 and encodes 991 amino acids. The transcript is spliced from 6 exons. Gene Ontology annotation, molecular function: carbohydrate binding. The record is from RefSeq and is a predicted model, not a curated record.